AUGCAGAGCUCAGGGCAGGACUUCAGGUACGCUGCCACCUGCCUGCUGCUACUCCUCUCCAGCGUGGAACUGCGGCCACACGCAUGGGCCAGGAACAGGCGUCAGCUUGAAACAAUCCAAAGGGGCAUCCUAGACCGGCUGGGGCUGCAGGAGCCCCCCGUGCUCCGGCAAAGGCUGGACCAGGACGGGGUGAGGAGAGCACGCCAGCUCUACAGGGAGAAACUCAGCCAGCUGAGGGGGAACUGGAGCAGGGCAGAAAGUCAGGUGUCAGCCCCGGCCAGGACGCUUCACCUCCUGACUCCAAAGCUGGAGCACCAGACGGAAGCCUCUGCUGGCAGCUCCUGCUACAAUCUCGUGCUGUCCCGGACCAAGGCCUUCCACCAGGAGCUCAGCGUGGUGAGGGCUGAGCUGAGACUCUUCGAGAAAUCUCUCAGCACUCAGGAUGUAUCCAGACUCAAUGUCUCCUGGCCGUCUCAAGUAGAAAUCUACCAGCUGCCGGAGCCUGGGCAGCACAACAGGCACCCCAAACUCCUGCAUUCCUACAUCCUCGAUGCCACGACCCUGAGCCUCGACUUGGGGGCCGCUGUCCGGCAUUGGGCAGCGAGCACGAAGCAAAGACUCCAUCUGCAACUGGUAUUCGCUGCAGACGUUUCUGCCUUUCUUGCCACCAACCGCACCAGCCAGGGGGCUGAGAUGCUGAACCUAGAGGUGGAAACCCAGGAGCACUUGGGCUCCAGGCUGAGGAAAGCCAGGGCGCUAGAGGAGGAAUGCAGAAAGAGUGAUGGAAAAUGUUGCCUUAAGUCCCUCAAAGUGUCUUUUCAAGACAUCGGCUGGUCCGACUGGGUGAUUGCCCCAAACAGCUACUACAUGAAGUUCUGUGAAGGAUCUUGCCCUCACAACUACAAGCCAGCCAGCAUGCAUGCCCAGAUCAAAGCCCGAAUGCACACCCUGUCCAAAGAGACGCCCGCCCCUUGCUGCGUGCCCGCGGGCUAUGACCCCAUGGUGCUCAUGCACUAUAACGGUGAUGGGAGACUCGUCUCCACGCUCUUUGAGGACAUGAUCGUCACCACGUGUCACUGUGCCUGA
Gopherus evgoodei (Goodes thornscrub tortoise) is the source of this 1086-nucleotide messenger RNA. It is a transcript of the gene GDF15, whose product is annotated as growth differentiation factor 15. The record is from RefSeq and is a predicted model, not a curated record. Bases 1 to 1086 code for a protein of 361 amino acids. Gene Ontology annotation, biological process: SMAD protein signal transduction. Gene Ontology annotation, cellular component: extracellular region. NCBI's taxonomy places the organism in Eukaryota, Metazoa, Chordata, Testudines, Testudinidae. Gene Ontology annotation, molecular function: growth factor activity; cytokine activity. The transcript is spliced from 2 exons.